Pocillopora verrucosa is the source of this 2578-nucleotide messenger RNA. Its product is annotated as ankyrin repeat domain-containing protein 11-like. Lineage: Eukaryota; Metazoa; Cnidaria; Anthozoa; Scleractinia; Pocilloporidae. Gene Ontology annotation, molecular function: protein binding. The record is from RefSeq and is a predicted model, not a curated record.
CAAAAGUGUUACUGCGGUAAUUCAAACAUCACUCACAGCUACUAAAGUUGGGUUUAUUAUCAAGCGUCAUAAGACGAAAGGUGUGGAACGGUAAAGAUCACUGAAUAAUUCGCAACAAUUUUUCAGUAGCUUAUCAUGACCGGCGCAAAAGAGACUUUUCAAAUCUUUAUUGCUCUCCCAUCAGGUGACAUAUGCACAGUCAAAAGAUUAUCACGCGAAAUGUUCGUGUAUCAACUGAAAUCAAGAGUCGAGCUAAAAGCUGGCAUUCCAGCAAACAUUUUUUCUUUGUUUUUUAUGAAUGUACAACUACGCGAUCAGGAUACUUUGAAAACAUACCACCUUAAACGUGGCUGUAUUGUCAGAGUCAAACUUGAACAGAACUACCAUGGCCUGUUUGAAGCGUGUUGGCGUGGAGAUAUUUACGAUGUUUUCGAGAAUGGUGUUCAAUUUCUGGACGAAGACAAAUUUCAAGGCUACAACAUAUCUCUUUGGAACAAAUUGGUUAUCCAACGCGCGACGCUCGCUUUGUUUAUCGCCUGCCACCGUGGUUACCUCGGUCUUAUAUUAGAACUUAUCAACCGCGGAGCCACAGAUAUUAACGGUAAAACCAUUUUUGGACGAAGCGCGUUACACGUUGCGGCUUACCAAGGCUUUGUAGGCUGCGUAUCUCUACUGCUGAGCGAAGGCGCCAUUUGUAAUCAAACAGACGUCGAGGGCAAAACGCCCCUGGCCUUGGCGAGUGAGAAUGGUCAUAUAUAUUGCGAAAGAAGACUUUGGCUCUAUCAGUGGAACCUACAAACAUUUCGCCCGCAGUCCACGAGAAGCUUGAAUGGAGAAUCAAAUGAACUAGUCGAGAAUACAGGAAGAAAUUGGAAGUCCUCACCACGCUCCACCAGGUCACCACCCAAUGGAAAAACGCGUGAUCAGCUUGAUGAAAACAAUAACAAGGAAGGACUAGAUAUGUCACCCACUCUCACCCUUCCGAGCGUGACUGUUAACGAAGAAAAGACGAACAUCCGUCGGACGCAGAGUCACGAGCCGCGCCGAACAAAUCAGCCUUCUUUUCCCUUGAUGCAAAUCGCUGAGAAAUACCGAAAAGAGCUUCGGGACUUAAACAAAGGAGGUGGUCUUUUGCCUGUGCAUUUGCAAAAAGAAUCCGAAGAAGACGUGAAAAAAGAAGCACCGGAACUAGAGACACCAGAGUUAGAGGACAUCUCGAAAGAUGAAGUGGACCUUGUGAGAGAAGCGAACAACAAGGAUGACUUGGAAACAGCAGUAGACCGAGGCUUAAGGAUUACGGAAACCAGUGCUGCUUCAUCUACGGAAGAGAAGCAAGAUGAUUUUACAGAAAUUAACUGUGACGCUCCAGCGGAGGCUGAACCACGCGACUUCGAGAGACCCUCUUCAGGAAGAUCGAAUGGAAUCCGCAAACUUGACAUUCUGAUGACCGAGUCGCGUGAAAAAAUGAAAAGCGAGUGGACCACCCGUGGACAGGAUGUGGGUAGUUCUGCAGAAUACCAAGAGACCGAACACGAAAAUAGCAUUCUUCAGGAAUAUUCAAUAAGAAAAUCUGCCCGAACUUUUGACGACUGGCUUCAAAUGAAACGAUCUCAGGAGAAAAAGAGGCCUGGCACUGCGCCUGCGCAGAAAAGUAGGCUUGGAAAGAGUAUCGACCCUGAAUCGUUUAAGAGGUGGUUGAACAGCAAACGUUCGCAGCGCUACCACACAAAUUCCGAAUCCUCAGCAUCAAACAAAAAGACAUUUAUCAGUUCUAGUGGUCUGACGUUUGAUCGCUGGCUUGAAACAAAGUUAGGAAGAAGACCCAUGAGUGCUAUAACCUGCGAAGCGGAUUCACGUGAUAAAAACGCGCCAGGAGCAGGAAACAAAGUGCGCAAACAAAUCACUUCUGGAAAAUCGUACGAACUCUGGUUGGCAGAGAAAAAAGCCACCACCAAUAACAGUAAAGAUGCGGAAAAUAACAGCGAUGGAAUCAAGAAUACUCCAAAAGGGAGUGGAAAAUCCUUUGAGGUAUGGCUUCAGGACAAACAAAAGCAAAAACAAAUUGAGUUAGUCCAGAAAGUUACCACAGAAAAAGAACAGAAAAGACUGGAGGAGAUAGAUCAGUUGGCGAAAUGGCUAAACCCACAUUACAAGACUUACGAGGAUUGGCUUGCAAUCAAGAACCACCAAGCUGUCCUAGAGAGACAGCGGGCUGAACACGAACCACAAAGAGAACAUGAGGAUGUCUCUUCAGAGGAAAAACAGAAAGAUGCCAAAAUUGUUUACAACAUCUGGCAAACGAUGAAAGCUCUUAAAGAACUUAAUGAAGAAGAAAGAAAAUACAGCGAGAUGAAAGCAAAGUGGGCUGCAAAGGAAAAGGAGAAAAAACAUUUAAGUAGGGCUCAAUAUCUAAAACAAGGGAACAAGAUGCAGCUUGAAACCGGCCUCGGCAAAAAUUUAACUAUGAACAGGUAGCACAUACAGAUGCUAUUCUUUCUUAUGUUCUUUUAAAGAGCUAGAGUUGAGCUUACUCUUCACUUCUGGGUGCAAUUCACAAGUUAAUGGUAAAAGAUAUUGA